AUUUUUAUUAUGGAAGAAAAUUUUCUCCCGAACGAAAGUUUGGAGAAAUUAGCAGAUCAUGCACACGCUCUUAGUGAUUUUGAACAAAAUUUUGAUAAGAACAGCCUCGACGCGAACCAGUUCUCAGACCCGGGGUCACCAUUUGAGAAUAUCUUAAUAGAGGAGGAAGACCCUGAAGCAAAAAUCAGGGAGAAGCACAAAGCAGAAUUUAUCGGAAUAAUAGAGAAGAUCAAGAACGGGUUUGAGUCCACACCUGGCUUAGACGAGAACCGGAAGAAGGUGGGCCUUGAGGUCUUUCAGAAAAUCUUUGAGAUGAUAAAAUAACUUUGAAUACUCUUCUUGGUUCCUCAUUGAACAGCAAAGUUCUACCGUUCUCUCUACUAUUAACACCGAGAUGAGGAGCAAAUUGAAAGAAUUUAAUGUCGAGAGCGUCUGACAGCAAAUAGAGCAGUAUGUUUAUGACAACAUUAAGAAGAAGAUUUAUUCAGAUUCAACUGGGCUAGACCAGAAGAGCAUAUAUAAUUACCUCAAGAAUAUUGAUGAGCAUUAUCAGAAGUGCACUCCCUCAUUCUUGUCAAGCUGUUUCGAAGAGCUUGAGUUUUACAAAAUGCCUCAUAAAGAGGAGAAAGUUAAAUAUUGCGAGGAAGCUUGGAAAAGAUACGGUCCAAAGGAAAUUCAAGCUAUCACAAAUAAUUUCAAUUCCAACUGUGUAUACAACACUGAAUGAGGUUUCGAUCUAAGCCUGACCUCUCUUAAUCCAAAAAUUGCAGGAGUUCCUCUAGGAGCAUUCAAUAAUGACAUCAUUGAUAUUUUGUACCUCUGCAUCAAGGAACAAGAGAUAAAGGAUUAUUAUGGACUUUCAUAAUAAGGAUAAGUUUCAAUUGCAAUUUCUCCACCUGUUGGCUAACUUAAUUCG
Moneuplotes crassus is the source of this 916-nucleotide messenger RNA. Lineage: Eukaryota; Ciliophora; Spirotrichea; Euplotida; Euplotidae. The record is from the annotation of a GenBank genome assembly.